UCAUCACCAUUUCACUCGCCCGCUCACUUGAUCAGUCAGUCGCGCGUCGGUUUGGGGCUACCAUAUACCUAACUUCUUCGUUUUUAGUAAUUAAUUAUUAAAAUCAGAACAAUCAUGAGCUCCAAUGAAAAUAGUGAAGUGGCAGUAGACAAGGUAGGAGAUGAGAAGACCGGGGACGCAAAAAGUGACCUGAAAGGAGCCAAAAGGGCAGCAGAGGAGAAAUCGUCAGACGCGAAAAAGGCGCGAAAAGAGGAGAACGGCGGCGGUGGCGAGGAAGAGGGUCACAGCGAAGAAGACGACUUAGACGUUUACGAAGGAGAGGGAGAGGAAGAUGACGACGAGGAAGUGGAAGGAGAGGAGGGAGAGGAAGACGAGGAGGACUUGGAGGGAGAGGACGACGAUCUCGAGGACGAAGAAGUGGAGGAGGAGUUAUUAGACGAAGAGGAAGAGGAUGACGCGUAAUAGGAGUCGUGUAGCUUGUUAAGGACAAUGUCACAGUGAAGUAAUAGUGUUUGUGACGACCCGCGACGACGCGGCCGCGCUUCGCCUCAACUGACGAGCGAGCCCCACCAGCUCGCAGUUGGGAACAUGCGUGGCCGACAUCACUCCCACCUAAUACGGGUGCACUUUAUUUGAAUGACAAAACGUAAUUAAGUCUAAUCCAAUGCAGAAUACAUUUUUUUUUAUAAAUUAAGUUCGGUACUGAUGCUGUAUCUUUUUUUUUAUAACUGCAACAAUUUAUAAUUAAGACUUAGUAGAAUACUGUUGAAUUUUGUCAUUAAAUGUACAAAUGUGUUUUCGAAAGUAAACUAUUUCUAAGUGAAAAUCCAUUCUGUAUUUAGGUUAACCUGUAAAGCCCAAAUGGUGAAGUUGUGAUAUUUUUCUAUAUACAAUAGCAUAUUUUUUCCACAUUGUAAUGAAAUAUAGAAGUAACCCGGUACGGCUGUAUUAAUUAAUUAUUAAUAUAGAGUAAGCGAUUAAGUCACAAAGCUCAAUUCUACAUUAUCUUGUUGUUAAUGAGAGUUUGUGUGUACAUAUUUAGCGUAAGGGAAGCCUGAGAGUUGUACAAUCGGUGAUGUAUAAUAGUCCGAGUAUCGAAUCCAUAGAGCCCGUCGCCCCAUCGAGUAGAGCGACUCCUCGCCCCGCACUACUCCGUCGACUCGACUCCUGUGUACAAACAAACUACAUCUCUCGAUAACAACCACCCGACCCGAACCGCUCGGGCCCCGCAGGAGUCUCGUCCGACCCAGCAGUGCCGCGCUCACCUCGGCCAUCGCACACAGCGGACGCUUCAGCUUGUAACGAGUAAUAGAAAAGCAUCACAAUUUUGCCAUUAGCACGCUCGGACGCGCCACUCGCGCCCCGCCGCCCCCGGCGCUGAUAACGCCGAGAUGACGCUGCAGUUUCGAGCUAACAACCUGCCUGUAAUUUUGUCCAUAAUGUUAAUUAGGAUAGAUCCCGCAGUGAAACGAGAGAUUCGUAGGUUAAAGGAAUUAGAUGUAGUUUAAUACGUUGUAAGCCAUAAGGACGCGUCGGCCGCCGGCCGGGGUCCGGGGCGCGGGGGCGGCGUCCUCCCCCCGCGGGGCGCGUGGCCUCGUUCGAUUGCCGCGUCCCCGGCCCCUGCCCCGUCCCCGGGCGCCUCGCAGCGGGCCGCGGCGGCGCGUCGAUACGCGUGGAAAAACACUCGGAGCGCGCUAUACAUCGCCGCGUGUGGCCAGAGCCGCCGAGCUCGCGCCGGUCGCCGGACCUACAAUACUAUGAAAUCGUCAAUGAAUAUAUUUUUUUACGUCCCCGGCGCCCGGUCGAGCCGGCUGCGAUCCGAACUCUACGUUUAUCCAAAUUCCGAAUAGAAUGCCCGACCCAUUGAUUGAAUUGACAUUGAAUCGAAAUAAAAUACAUAAUUUUUAUAAAUCGUCUCGCCUUUUGUUUCUUUGUGAGAAUGAUAUGUCGCAUACUGUGUACUGUGUACGACCGAUGUGCGAUUGACCUUAGUGCGAUUUAUUUAUUUGUGAUGUUGAACACUAUUGAUUUUCUACAAUGGACGAAAUGUAAAUACAACCGAUUUUAAGUAAAAUGUUAUUUUGUU
This is a messenger RNA of Danaus plexippus (monarch butterfly), 2086 nucleotides long. It is a transcript of the gene Bacc, whose product is annotated as acidic leucine-rich nuclear phosphoprotein 32 family member B. The transcript has 3 exons. The record is from RefSeq and is a predicted model, not a curated record. Bases 115 to 462 code for a protein of 115 amino acids. NCBI's taxonomy places the organism in Eukaryota, Metazoa, Arthropoda, Insecta, Lepidoptera, Nymphalidae.